Messenger RNA from Chaetura pelagica (chimney swift), 4845 nucleotides. RefSeq names its product androglobin (gene ADGB). Gene Ontology annotation, molecular function: heme binding; calcium-dependent cysteine-type endopeptidase activity; protein binding. The transcript has 39 exons. The coding region runs from base 1 to 4845 and encodes 1614 amino acids. Lineage: Eukaryota; Metazoa; Chordata; Aves; Apodiformes; Apodidae. The record is from RefSeq and is a predicted model, not a curated record. Gene Ontology annotation, biological process: proteolysis.
AUGGGGCAGGCUUCUCCGGUCCGGUUCAGUCCAGGCUGGGCAGGCAGGGUCCCCAGGAGUGGGCACAGGCGGCGCCCACACCUCUCUGCUUCUCCUCGCAGCGGAGUGGGACUCAGACAGCUUCAGGUGCUGCAGCGGGGUCUUGUCCCAGGCAGGAAACAGAGCGGAUUCUGCUCUCUUUUUAUGGACCAGAGACCACUGUUUGAGAAAAGUUCAGCACAGGGUCAAAAAGAAAUGUUCCAGGCAAUUUUGUCUUCCCAUGGAGGUGCUUUCAAUGAGAAGUGGAAAUUUCCCAUUUGGCCAGAAUGGAAUGAAGCAGAUAUCAAUGCAGAAAAAUGGGAUGCUGGAAAAGCUGGAAAAGAGAGAGAAAAAAUGGGAAAAAGUCCUAUUCCACCUGCCUUUGAUGAUCCUGAAGGGAAAAUAGAAAUGCCAGCGUCCUUAAAAGUGCAUUCAUGGAAACGUCCACAUGAGUUUUUAACAGAUAAGGUUCCUGUAGUUGUCCACAAUGAAACCUCAUUUGAUGUUUUUUCAGCCAAUGAUCAUAUACUUUGUAGUGAGCUGAUGAGAUGGAUUAUAAGUGAAAUCUGUGCAGUUUGGAGGAUAUAUAAUGAAAAGGCCUUAACUAACGCAACAUCCACACUUUUUUGGAAACCAUGGGAACACAUUUAUGCCUUAUGUAAAGUUAUCAAGGGACACAUGCCACUGUACAACAGCUAUGGAAAAUACAUAGUGAAACUUUAUUGGAUGGGUUGCUGGAGAAAGAUCAUUGUGGAUGACACUAUGCCUUUCGAUGAAGAAGAUAAGUUAUUACUACCAGCUACAACCUGUGAAACUGAACUUUGGCCAAUGUUACUGUCCAAAGCCAUAAUUAAGCUGGCAAAUACUAGUAAGGUUGGAACUGGAAAUAGAGAGCUGGAGGAAUUCACAGUUCUACAGACACUGACUGGAUGGAUACCAGAAGUUAUUCCUCUCCAGCCUGGAUACUUGGACAAAGUCUGGAGCUUUUUGAAAAAGACUGUGCCAGAAUUCAAGUUGCCAGAUAAGACGACUCCAGAACCUGAUAUUUCUAAGUCAGAUACAAAACCUACAGAGACCAACGUCUCAGAGUUAAAAAAUGAAGUUUCAUCUGUGAAUAAGCAUUCAGAUAAACCUGAAAAAGCAGAGAAAACUGAUAAACAUGGCAAAGAAAAAGCAGAGCAUAAAGAAAUGGGAAAAAAGAAAAGCAAAGAAGGAGAAAAAGAAAAGCACAAAGCACAUCAGUCUUCACAAAUGUUGCCAGAAGCCCAGCAUACUCAGGCCUUACAUGAAGACUCUUCUACACCAACCCAGCCAGAAAUGGUUGUGUAUGCUGGGUGUAUACCACUACAUUUGUUUGAAGAGGAUGUUUUUUCAUUACGACAGAUGGCUGAUUCUUCAGCAAAGCUGAGGCAAUAUGGGCUCUCCCACAUAUAUAGCCAUCCUGUCCUGAUCAACAGAACUAGGUCCUGUCCUCUGGUAGCACCACCAGAACCGCCACCAGUUCCUCGUUGGAAGCUUUUCCGUCUGAAAAAGGAAACUGUUGUGACAUCUGAACCCCAAGAGCCUGUGCUAAAAAAACCUGAAGAAUACAUUGAAAUUGCUAGCUUAUUUUUUAAUUACAAAUUGAAUCUUAUCAGAAUACCCACAGAUACCCGCUUUCCACAGUCUACCAUCAAAAAAGGAUUUCAGUCCAUAUCCUGUCUCCCUUCUGUUACUGAAAGUGAUGAAAAUGUAAAUGACAGUAAUGGGGAUCUGAAUCAAGCUGGGAGUAACUCAAAUGCCGAAGAUUAUUCUCAGCAGCAGAGCAGAAAGGAGUUCAUCACAGGGGAAGAAUUCCAAGAGAGUAUCAAUUUUAAUGCCAAACGAGUUUCAGAAACAGAUGAUGCUGGUAUCAACAGCCAGACAGGGGAUAAAUCAAAGGAAGAGAUCAAGUCAGAAAAAACUUCUGUUUCCAAGGAAACCUGGAUUAGCUUUGAAGACUUCUGUGUUUGUUUCCAGAACUUGUAUGUUUUCCACAAGCCACAUACAUACACUUACAACUACCAGAAGACAUAUUUUAAGUCUACUGGUGACCAAAUCUUCUAUUAUUUAUUGGUGGACAGUCUGCAACCCAUUGAAAUCCUGGUUAGCUUUUCUGCCUUAAUACACUGGAAUGAUACUGGAGAUACUAAACAAGAACGUUCUAGUGUUUCAAAAGGUGUGCUGAUGGUUGAACAUUUUUCUUGGAAGAGUGUGACUCCUGGAGAACUUGUGUUAAUGAUGCAUACAUCUGCAACCAAAGCUACUGUGUUAAAUCUUCCUAUUGGGAGGCACAUAUUGCUCUUCACAGUACGUUCACCUAUAGGGCACCAUGUUCAUCUGUGUAGCUUGGUGCCUUGUGUCUUUGGAGAAGAGGACACGGUGAUGUCAAGUCUUGAAAAGGAGAGCUGCCGGUUUAUAGGACAGGCUACAGCUAUCCUGAAAGCUAUUGGAAAUGUGAUAAAUAAUUUCAGCAGAGAGCCUGAGCUUUCUACAGCACUGAAGGAGUUGGAUCGAACUCAUUGUCCUCCUGGCCGCCAUGGUAUUAAAGUGGUUGCAGAACACUUCAAGGUUUUCAAUAAUGCACUUUGGUAUUUGAUCAAGUACGUAACAGGCAGGGAGGCUUUUGACAGCUACAAAUUUGCCUUCAGGGCCUUCACUUUGGAUUUUAAAGACUUCGAGAUUUUUGAGGAUGACACUUGGUCUUCAGAGAGCUGUGGGAGGAGUUCCCUUGGUAGCUGGCAGAACCGAACUCCUACUGCUGAAGAGGAAGCAAAAGCUGGUAAAAUUCAAGCUUGCUGGAGAGGAACUUAUGUUAGGAAAGUCCUGAACAGCAGAAAACCAGGUACUAGAGAAAAUGCUAAUGUCAAAGAAUCCUUGCAAAAAUUGUGGACUAUGAUUGAGUUAGAUUUUGAAAACUGUGCUGUGCUACUGUUAAGAGAAAUGUUUAGAAGAAAGUGUAAAUUGAUUGAAAUGUUUCCUUGCUAUGAAGAUGAAUGGUGUAAGACCUGUUUUGCUGACUAUGCUGUAACAUAUGCUGAUCAGCCACCCAAUGUGUGGUUUGUGGUUUUUAGAGAAAUAUUUCUUGUUCCAGAAGAAAUGCUUAUAGUGCCAAAGGUGUAUACCACUAUCCCUUACUGUAAACUUCAUGUUGUUGACAAUGACACUCUGGAGGAAAUGCCAAAUGUCUUUUUCAAAGUGACACCUCAUGUUUAUUCGAAAAAUAAGCAAGGGUACACGUUCAUGGCUGAAGCAGGUACCCGUGACCACCCUGCGGCAGCUGGAAGGUGGAGGCUCCGGCUCAUCGGGUCUCACAGGCCACUUCCCUUCCUCUCGCGUGAGGCUGUAAACAAUGUCUAUUCCACUAAAGAAAUCAAAGAGUAUUACAUACCCAAUGACAAGCAUAUAAUGUUCAGGUAUUCAGUAAAAGUCACAGCAUCGCAUAUUGCUACAGUGCAGGUACAAACAUCUAAACCAGAUGUGUUCAUUAAAUUACAAGUACUAGACAAUGAGGAAGAAAUGGUGAGUGUCACUGGAAAGGGCCAUGCAGUCAUCCCUGCUUUUAAGUUCUUGAGUAAUGAACCACCUUGGAGUUCCCACUCAAGCAAAACCCAGAUUAUUCAACGUACGGCAAAGAAGGCAUCAGAGAGUGGAGGAUCAAAAAAAAAAAAUCAUAUUUCAUCUUCAUCAAGUAGCAAAACUUCUUCCAGGUCAGGAGUUGUACAAGAAGGUCCACCUGUAUUAGAAGAGGAACCUGUCCUCGUGGAAAACUUUCAAAAUAAUGAUGGAAGUCCACAAGGAUCUCACAAGUAUAUCAUCCAAGCACUGGUGCUAUAUAAUAGUUGGCCACUUACUGAGAGUCAGCUUCAAUUUGUUCAGGCACUGGAAGAAAUGGAGAAGAAUAAAAACAAGGAACGUGGGGAAAAGCUUAAGGACUGGAGCCGUCCCUCAGUGUCCUAUUCCGAAGGACAAAAGUCUGCAAGUAUUCCUAAAUCAACAAGAAAAUCAAAAGAUAAAGUAUCUGAGAAAACUGAAAAAGAAAAGUCCAAUAAAGACAGAGGAUCACUUCUGCAAAUGCUAUGGUUUCCAGAAUUUCAGGAAGCUGCUUCAAUCAAACCAUACUGGACUUUACGUCUAGUUAGUGAGCAGAAAGAGGCAGACAUUUUGGAGGUGAAGAAAGACACGCAGAGAGCAGAUGAGAUCAAAGCCAUGAAACAAGCAUGGGAGUCUGCAGAGCCAGGAAGAGCUGCCAAGGCUCUUCAGGAACGCAUACGGUUUAUUAAUAAGUGUGCUCUGAGAGAUUCAGAAGAGUCCACAGCUGAGACUGAGAUUGCUGAUUUAACACCUAGUUCAGGAGAAGGAGGUAAGGAUUCUCUUACCACAGAAACUAAAGCAUCACUCAAGCCAUUGAUGCAGCAAAGAAAAUGGGAGCUCAUAGACCUUAGUCCUUACAUGAGAAAAACAGUGUCUAUAUCUAGCAUUCAACACCAAGAGGUAUCUAAAGCAGAUAAAAUCAACCAUUAUGUACAACUUCAAAAGCUGGCCUUGAAACAAAGAGAAGAACAACAAAAUGCCAGAGCUUUAUUGAAGAAACAUUUACUUGAAAUGUAUGAGAAUCUGCAGGCAUCCUUAGAUGAAGCACGAGGCAGAGUUCACAGCUCUCGGGAAGCAUACACAAAUGAGCUGCUAGAGGCUGAGCGCAAAAGACAGGAAGAGCUGGCAGCCCAGGAAGCAGCCCUGCAAGCAGAGCAAGAGAAGAAAAACCCCAGUGGACAAAAAAAAAAGAAUGGAAAAGGGAAAAAAAAGUAG